GCAGCGGCACAAUCCGGUCGUACCCCUUCCUUACACAGCUCACGCUGUACGCGGUGCACGAUUCAGGCUCCCCGCCAAACCACUAGCUGAUUCACCAUCACGCAUGCGCUUACGUAAACUUAACUCCCGCUCACAGCUUCUUUAGAAAUACACACUUACCAGUAGAUUUCAACAGAUAUUGUAUAAAAUUUUAUUGAAAAAAUAUUACAAGUACUUCACUUUAUAAAAGCUUCUUUGUAUAUCACUAAAUUCAAAAUGAGAUUUGUUAAGGGAGACAACGCUUACCGAGAAUUAUUGGAACGCCAAAGCGGUUCCAGCAGUCAGUCUGGCAAAAUGGCUUCGAGGAACAGUACGGUCACCUUUUCGGAUGAGCAAUUGGAUGAAUUGUGUGAAACAUUUAGUUCGAUUGACAGAGAUGGCAAUGGCUACAUUGACUUGUCAGAACUCAAAGCUGCCUUGGACAUUGUUGGCUUCAAGCUUCCUCAGUGGCAGGUGCGAAAGAUGAUUGAAGAUUGGGACAAGUCAACAGAUGGCCCUGGCAAAGGGAAACUCAGUUUUGAUGAGUUCCAAAAUAUGUGCGCUGGGCUUAAGGCCCAGGAUAUUGCCAGUUCCUUUAAGAAAAUGGUGAACAAGAGAGAGAAUCUUGAAACACUGGGUGGCAUGUCCACUGCUUCCUCUGAGGGAACCACCCACUCUGUACGACUGGAGGAGCAGUUAGCCUUCUCGGACUGGAUUAAUACUAAUCUGGGCCAUGAUCCUCACCUGAAACACUUACUGCCUAUUGACUCAGAGGGACGCUAUUUGUACGACAAAGUCAAAGAUGGAAUUCUCUUGUGCAAAGUCAUCAAUCACUCCUGCCCUGAUACCAUUGACGAGAGAGCAAUAAACGUCCGUAACUUGACCUUGUACACGAAACACGAGAAUUUGACAUUGGCCCUCAAUUCAGCUCAAGCUAUCGGUUGUAAUGUAGUAAAUAUUGAUGCUCAUGAUUUAGCAAAAGGUAAGCCCCAUUUGGUGUUGGGCUUACUGUGGCAGAUCAUCCGUAUUGGUUUGUUUAACCAAAUCACCUUGGAGCAUUGUCCUGGGUUGGCCAAUCUCCUGGAGGAUGGUGAAAAGAUUGAAGAGCUCAUGAAGCUCUCUCCAGAAGCCAUCUUGCUUCGCUGGGUCAACCACCACUUGGAACGUGCUGGUGUGAACAGACGUUGCACAAACUUCAUGGGUGACAUCAGAGACUCUGAAAUUUACACUCAUCUUCUGAAGCAAAUUGCACCAAAUGAUUCUGGUGUUACAAUGGAAGCUCUUACAGAACAAGAUUUGAUCUCAAGAGCAGAAAUUAUGUUGCAACAAGCUGAUAAACUAGGUUGCCGUAGCUUUGUAACUCCUCAUGAUGUUGUGGAGGGUGUCUACAAGUUGAAUGUUGCUUUUGUUGCAAACCUUUUCAACAAUCAUCCUGGUCUUGAUAAACCUGAAAAUGUAGACUUUGAAGGCUUAGACCACAUUGAAGAAACCAGAGAGGAGAAGACUUACCGCAACUGGAUGAACAGUAUGGGUGUUAAUCCACAUGUCAACUGGUUGUACUCUGACCUCGCUGAUGGUAUCAUCAUCUUCCAGUUGUAUGACAUCAUUCGGCCUGGUAUUGUUGAUUGGAAGAGAGUUCAUAGUAAAUUCACCAAGCUGAAGAAAUUCAUGGAGAAACUUGAAAACUGUAAUUAUGCUGUUGAACUUGGCAAACAACUAAGGUUCAGUUUAGUUGGCAUUGCUGGGCAGGACUUAGCAGAUGGAAACCCGACUCUAACUCUAGCACUUAUUUGGCAGUUAAUGAGAGCAUACACCCUGUCCAUCUUGACCCAGCUGGCUGAUUCUGGCAGUCCCAUUGUAGAAGCAGAGAUUAUCACAUGGGUUAACACAAAGUUAGGUGAAGCAGGCAAGACUUCCAGUAUUAGGAGUUUCCAGGAUUCCAGUUUGAAGAAUGCUUUAGCUGUCAUCGAUCUUGUUGAUGCAAUUAAACCAGGCACAAUAAACUAUGACUUAGUGAAAAAUAGUGGUGAAGAAGAGGACAACAUUGCCAACGCCAAGUACGCAAUCUCAGUGGCUCGUAAAAUUGGUGCCCGCAUUUAUGCUUUGCCUGAAGACAUCACUGAGGUUAAACCGAAGAUGAUUAUGACAGUCUUUGCUUGCCUCAUGGCACGGGAUUACAUACCUAAUAUGGAUGCCAAAAAGAAUUGAAUGUGAAAAGAAAGCUUGUGUUUUGUAGAAAGAGAUGUAAAAGGGAGUGCAUGAAGUGACUGCGAUGUAUGAUUUAUUCUUUGUAACUGUAUAGACUUUUUAUACAUUUUUCAUAAUGCAUAGCUAUAGUAAAGCAACGUCCAGGUCUUAUGUUGUGACAUAACAGUAGUGCAGUUCAAUUUUGUAUCAUAAGCAGCAUUUGUAUUAUUCAAAUAUCAUUUCUGUUUAGUCUACUGCAGAUAAUUUUCUUUAUUGCCAUUUUACAAAUUCGUGGCUUAUUAUAAAGUUAAGUAAUGCAUCUAUUCCACUUUUGUGUAGCUUCCACAAAAUGAAGCUCAUAAGAAAUAGGAUUGCUCAAAGGUGAAAAAGGAUAUACAGUACUGAAUAUAGAAAUGGAACAACUGUAUGGAAUUUCUGUUUAGUCUGCAUUUUUUGCUGGAUAUUCAUGUAUAUGCAGAUAGCAGAAGUGGUGUGUAGAAUGAAAUAAAAAUGUAAUAGAGUUCUCUUUUAAAUAACAGAUUUUAUGUAAAAAUUGCUUUUGUACUCUUAAUGAAUCAUUAGAUAAUGUUACAGUUUUAUUGAAGGCAGGAGCAUUAAUAUUCUAUGUUCAGCAUCGCUAAAAUCUUGAAUGCUAUUGAAAUUCACCAUGUUCAGUUGUGCAUUUAUGAUGAAUGUAGGUUUUUAAUACAGAAAUUUGAGCAUUGUAAAAUGAUUAUUUUAUUCACAAGAUUGUGUAUUUACAAAGCUGAUGACGCUCACUUCCUGGCUAGUUUAAUUGCUGGAUAGCGAGUGUAAAGUUGAAGCCCAACCUCAGACUAAGUGUAGAUUUUUUACAUGAUAGUUUUUAUUAUAGAAUGACAGUGUGUUAUAUCACUAAUGUUUUCUCUUCUUGUUAAACUUUUGUUAUAUAUAUUUUCUUGAUGCAAGAGAAGUAGCACUGGAUUAUUUUUUUUUUAUAAAGUGAUGUUUCACUUUUAAUGACUUGACUUGAUUUGUAAAUACAGAAGUUAUGAAAUAGUAUUUUCCUAGGUAUAUUACUAAAGGAAAUUUGGUAGUCUGUCCUUUUUAUUAAAUCAGACAGUUGUAAAUUGUAGGUUGAAAUUUUGUAAUGAAAAUGUGUUAGCACAAGUUUCUAAGCAGUUUCUUUUAUUAUACAGUAUACAGUAUUUUGAUUUUCAAUGCAUGUGUUUUGUAACUAAGGAUUCGGGGCUAAAAAUAUUGUUUAAUGUUGAUCAUUUAGUACACAUAUACGUAGUUUUGUUUGAAGGGAAAUUGGACACUGUGUAAAUUAAGUACAAGUAUCUUGUCCAGUAACAAAACAUAAUGCCUUUUUUCACCAAAAAAUAUUAAUGGACAAUGCUGGGCAAAAAAAAUGAGGAAAGUUAUGGUCUGAAACAGUCAGAUUGCUUGCUUCUGUUUGUGUGCCGUUUGAUUAUAUUCAUGAUACUGUAUCUUUGAACAAGUUGAGGUAUAUGGGCUGCGUGGGAGUUGUGAUAGCAUAUAAGGCGUAAUGUUUCCUUCAUAUAAGAUUUUUCUUGUAUUGAUGCUAAGAGAUUUUCCUUUAUUGCACUUUUAGUGUUUCUGAAGUAUUUUCCUUAUAUGCCAAAAUGGUUUGUCUGCCUAGUGUAAUUUUCCUCACGAACAAAUAUAUUGAAUGAAGUGCUAAAAUAAUGCCUCCUCUCAUCUGAUAUUCAGGUCAUUUAUUGUUUACCUACCUAACUCUUGUUUCAUUGCAUAGGAAAAAUCAAAAGUCCUCUUAUAUAAUAUAUGCAGGUGGUGAUGUGUAUCUAACUAGUGCCAUUAUUCUAGCUAUUAGGAAACCAAUGCUUCUCAGAAUUUUUUGUAUCCGCCUAAGGGAAUUGUAAUCUGGAAAAUAACUUUUGCACUUGAAAUAUGCAAUAGAAAUCAAGCAGUGCUUUGUUUAUAGUCAAAUCCGAUAUAACAAAAAGCUACAUAUUGCCAACAAAAAUUGUUACUGAAGUCUGUUUUUUUAUGUUCAAGUAGGAAGUGGAAUUGUAACUAAGUCCUUAUCUAGUACAUUUCUUGCACAUAAUGGUUUUGUAUGCAAAACCAAAAUAUCGUAUACUACUAAGUUCUUACUUAUUCAGUCUAUGAUUUAACUAAAAAUGUAAGUUACUUUUUUGCCAUAAAAUUUUCAAUAAGAUUUUAAGAUAUUUUUCAUAUUUAGAUCCCUUACAUUUUACCCAUUGCUUGAGGAUUCCGAUCUUUCACUUGGUUACCAUCCAUCUUUGAAUUUUCCAUUGGUCUAAAAUGCCUUUUUCAUCAGUUAUUAAUUAGAAUGUGGUAUACCAUAACUUAAGGAGUGAACUAACUAGUCAGCUAAAACUAUAUCGGUGUAAAAUGAGUAAGUACAGUAUUCCUCAUAAGCCCAAAUUCACUGGAGAAUUGCAUGUAAUUUAAACAAUAAUUGAUCUCAAUUAAAAUUAGAGUUUAUAUGGCACUUCUUAUUUAAUUAUUUUCUUUUUUGGUUUCCCAGUGUAUUUUAUCAGAGGUCUAUUUUCCGAGAGGGGUAAUAUUAGGCACUCGUCAUAGUCAAAUGAUGUUGUACUUAGGGUUUGCUAAAUCAGACAAGAAAUAGUCUUGUUACGUAUUGGACUAUAUUGUGAGGGUCUUUUUGUAUGAUUGGAUAGAAUGUUCUGGAUAUCGAAAGGCUUUAUUGCCUUCAAGUGAAGUUCAUUUGCCAGUAUAUUUUUAAUCUUUAUACACAUAAGGUACAGCGAUGAAUCCAGGAGAAAUUUUAUUACUUUGUAAUUGUGGAUGUUGUAAUUGAAAAUUUUACUGUAGGGAAAUUUGUUCUUAUAUUUGUGAUCUGAAAUGUCAUAUACUGUCAUAAAGAUAAGUUUCAUUGGGUCAUUGCUUUCCUUCAUGUAUUUAUUUUUUUAUGUUUGUAUAUUAGCAAAUGCAAGAUGCAGUCUGCAAUAUUCUGCAAAUUGCAUAAGUUAGAAGACCUUUUCUUGUAGGUACAGAAGUGUUAUUUUUGCAGUUUUCGUAGUUCUUGAAAUUGCAUUUUAAAUAAGCAUAUUUUAUAUCAACUGAAAUAUUAACUUUAAAUUUCUCUCUUUUUCGUGUGAAAUGCAGAUAUUCUGUUGUGAAAUUAAUUGAGGAACAAGAACAUUAAGUAAAAGCAAAAACAUCAGACUGAUGUUUGUGGAGAGUAUAAUUGUUCCUAAAGUAACAGUUUAAAAAUAUUUUUUUAAUUGUUAAUUUUCUGAGUACAGUAUAAGUGAAGUGUGUAAUUUAGUUACUUUUUGCAUAAAACGAUACUGUACAUGACUGGUUUUAGAUUGUAUUGUAUAUUGGUAAUUUUUUUUUUUUUUUUUUUUGUCACCAUCGUAAUGUUCUUUCCUAAACAGCUUAAUUCUGGAAAGAUUAUGUCUAUUUUCUUCUUGAGAUUCUUCUCUUUGGUCCAAUUUUGAACAUUCCUCUUGUAGCUCAAAAAAAGAAAAACAACUCUUACACGACUGUGAAGGCAUUACAGUAUUUAGUAGUCGUCUCUUAUUUAUGCACUUUACCCCUUGAGUCACUUUGCUUUAUGUUUGACACACUUAACACUUUUUCUUCUCUUCUUGUUAUUGACGGUGCUUUAUGAUUAAUAUCAUUUUGUAGAUUUAAGUAGUUCUUUGUCAUUGAUUAUUGUUGUUCUUCUGUGUGAUAGUUAUGGAGAGACAUAUCUUUUCAAUUUCCUUUGCAAACGUUAGUAAAACUCACUGAUUUAUUAUUGGUAUGUGAUACACAUCAACAAAUAUUCGGUACAGUUUAUGAUGAACAGCAUGAAGUGGUGGUGGUUGUAUCUAUGGAUAUUUAUUUAUUUUUUAUUAUAGUUAUCUUCCAUUGAUAUCAUUGCUAUUUCCCUCUGAAUUCUUUUCUCACUCGGAGAUUAGUCUGAUAGAUGUACAUCAUUUUUUAUUAUACAGUAUUUACCUCCUGAUUUAUUUUUAUAGAUCCAUAUUUUAUUCUUUUUAUUCAAGGCAAGUGAAUAAUCAAAGGAUUACUGGUAUGUAUGGAACCAAGCAAAUCAUUUAUUAACCUCCACCAGCUUCAUUUGGUUUUAUAAUUGUAAGCAAUAAACAGUGCUUCAUAUCCUGUAACACUUAAUUUCUUUGCUCUUCUGUACAAAGAUUUUAAUUUGAACCAAAUAAUAAGAUUAUUUGCAAUUUAAAA
Molecule: messenger RNA, 6408 nt
Organism: Macrobrachium nipponense
Lineage: Eukaryota; Metazoa; Arthropoda; Malacostraca; Decapoda; Palaemonidae
Gene: Fim
Product: plastin-2-like
Exons: 11
Coding region: 256-2226 (656 amino acids)
Biological process (GO): actin filament bundle assembly; actin filament network formation
Cellular component (GO): cytoplasm; actin filament bundle; actin filament
Molecular function (GO): calcium ion binding; actin filament binding
Source: RefSeq, a predicted model, not a curated record